GCAAAUUGGAUGGAGCCAUGGAGGGUUUGAGCCACGCGUUUUUCUCGCCGACUAAGGAAAAACCGGCAGCAGAGUGACCCCCCAAACCGCGAUUAAUAGAGAGUGCUUAUCGUCCAAAAUCACACCAAAAGACUAAAAUACCCUUCAAUCGUUUAUCCAAAGUCUUACAAAUGAAGGAACAUCACCGAAAUUAUAAGGAUAGGUUUGGUCAUAUGUAAUCUUAGUUACCCGUCAUCAUCCGAAAGCUAACGCUAAGCAUUCCCUAAAAUCAAAGUCCUCAUCUCAACCCCCCUCUCUCUCUAGCAAAGAAGAACUCGAGCUGCUUCAAUUUCGGGCUGGGAUCAACAGAUCCAAGCUCUAAGACUCAUUACUGACAGUUCUUCCGAUUUCACUUCUCAGCUCGUUUUCUUCUGUUAAAUCCAGCAAUGUCAUUGUUGUUCAUGAUUGGCAGAUAGAGGAUCUCUGGAUUUGGAUUCUGAUCGGAGUAUAAAGUCGGGAGUUAGAUGGGAGCCGUGCCUUCGACGCCGCGCAAGAACGCGCGGCCGCAGGACACGGCGGAAUACCUAAUCGGCACCUUCGUUGGAAAGAAGUCCUUCCCUAUUUCCUCAGAUUUCUGGCAGAAAUUGCUCGAGCUUCCCCUUACUAUUGAAUGGCCGGAUCACCGAAUUCGUCAAGCUUGCGAACUAUUAGCACAGAACAAUUAUCACACAAGGCAUCUUGCAAAGCUUUUAACUCAUCUGGUCCGGUGUCUGCAAGAGUCUAUGUCAACUUCUGUCGGGCCAUCAACAAUAUAUACAAAGGCUGUGAAUGCAGCACAUAUGUCAUCUGUAUUUCUGAAAUACUUGAUUGAAAAUGCUAAAAGUGAUAAUUUCACAGAAUUGUAUCUUACACUGGAUGAAGGUGAAACAACAACAGAAGAAUAUCUCCCAAGGGAUCAAAACCUUGAAAGUUUUGUUAUGCGUGGCAUGCUUAGCUUUAUUGGCACAUCAGAUGUAAGUUCUCAUACGUGUCUCCUCCAUCAUGAACUGCUGAACUUUAUGCUUGUGGCAAUGUCAACUCAGCUGCAUUCAGGGCCAUCUCCUGGGCCAAAAGAUGUGCAUCCAUUUAUUGAUGCAGCAAUAGCUGAGGAAAUUUCUUUGGUUAGUUCAGUUGUUCGCAGAUUACUGCUUAAUUAUAUUGCACAACCUCGCCUUCCUUUAAAUGGUGCUCCUUAUUCCAUUUUUUCUGAAGUAGGUCAGCAUGGUGUUCUUCAGAAAGUUGGUUCUGCUGCUGCAAAUCUUGUAUUAUUUCCAUUCAAUUACUUAGUUGGUUCGAGUGGUGAUGGAUCUAGAAGCCCAUUGGCAGAGAACAGUCUUCUUCUGUUGCUUAUUCUCAUACACUAUCGCAAAUGUGUUAUGCUAGAUGAAUCCACAACAGAUAAAAGUGAAGAUAGUGCCACUUCAGAUUCUCUUCUGAAAGAAACAUCAUACUUUUAUGACAACCCUUACUGCAAAGCCUUAGAAAAUGCUCGAGAUAUCGAAUUUGAUCGUGUUGAUGUUGAGGGGAAUGCACACAAUGGACCACUUGUGAGAUUGCCUUUUGCUUCUUUAUUUGACACCCUUGGACUGUAUUUGGAUGAAGAGAGCUCUGUCCUGCUGCUCUACUCGUUGGUGCAUGGGAACUCUGAUUUUUUGGAAUACGUUUUGGUGCGGACAGAUUUGGACACAUUGCUGAUGCCUAUUCUUGAAACACUUUACAAUGCUUCAAGGAGGACGUCUAAUCAAAUCUACAUGUUGCUGAUUAUCCUUCUCAUACUAAGUCAGGAUUCAUCUUUCAAUGCUAGCAUCCACAAGCUGAUACUGCCUAAUGUUCCAUGGUACCAAGAACGCCUCCUCAACCACACAUCUCUUGGUUCUCUGAUGGUCAUAAUACUCAUAAGGACUGUGAAGUACAACCUAUCUAAGCUGCGGGAUGUAUACCUCCACACAAAUUGUCUUGCAACUCUGGCAAACAUGGCACCACAUGUUCACAGGUUGAGUGCAUAUGCAUCACAGAGGCUGGUUAGCCUUUUUGAUAUGCUUUCUCGCAAGUAUAACAAAUUAGCAGAGCUAAGAAAUGAUAAGAUGGUAAUGACCAAGGCCAACUCAGUAGGAGGAAGCAUUGCAGAAGAUAUGUCAACGGAGCUGCACAUUUAUACCGACUUCCUAAGAAUUGUACUAGAAAUCUUGAAUGCAAUCCUUACAUAUGCCUUGCCUCGGAAUCCUGAGGUUGUAUAUGCAAUAAUGCACCGUCAGGAGGUAUUUCAGCCUUUCAAGAAUCACCCACGCUUUAAUGAGCUUCUUGAAAAUAUUUACACUGUGCUAGAUUUCUUCAAUAGUCGAAUGGAUUCUCAGAGAAUGGAUGGUGAAUGGUCAGUGGAAAAAGUCCUCCAAGUUAUAAUCAUCAACUGCCGAUCUUGGCGAGGUGAAGGGAUGAAGAUGUUUACUCAAUUGCGAUUUACAUAUGAGCAAGAGAAUCAUCCAGAAGAGUUCUUUAUUCCAUAUGUGUGGCAGCUAGUGCUAUCUCGCUGCAGCUUCAGUUUUAAUCCUGGUGCCAUAAAUUUGUUCCCAGUUGAUAUGCCUGUAGAAGAUGCUGAUGCCAAAGAGGAAGCUGACAGGCAUCAAGAUGGUGAGUUGAACGUCGUCGUAUGAGGAGGUUACCUGGAUGCGUUGUAUGGGGUGUUUGAGCUUCCGUCUGUCAGAAGGUGCUCCUUGGUGAAUAUGUAAAUACGUGCAAUAGCAGAAAGUAUUCUUCUCAUUCUUUUCUGUUUAUAUGUUGAUGUGAAACUGACAGUGUUGAGGGCCUUUCCAUAUAGAAAUUGAUGUUAUAUCAAUCAUUGUAUUGAAUAAAUGAGAGAGGAGAGAGAGGUUGCUCAUGCUAUUCCAUAACACGGGAUGUCAUCCUUACAAAGAUAAAUAAGCCAAGCCGGACGUUCUUUCUCUGCCCUUACGCCUUGGAACUUGGAAGUUGGAAGUGCUUUCACACCUAUAUGAGAUUAAAAGGUAAAUAAAUUUGGAAUUUACUCAACUAAGCUAAAUACAUAUAGCUUCUGCCCUGCUGUUAUCCUUGUAUUAGUGGGAUCUACACUGAUAUAGAAAUGUUACCAUAUUUAUAUCGGUUGUUUUAAGAAAGUGUAUGGGAAAUGCACUGUUCGUAUUUGUAAGUURCAAUAGUUAUGUUCCACCUGUUUAGAAGAGAGUCGGUCCUGCUCGUUUUUUCUUA
Nelumbo nucifera (sacred lotus) is the source of this 3240-nucleotide messenger RNA. Its product is annotated as dyggve-melchior-clausen syndrome protein. The record is from RefSeq and is a predicted model, not a curated record. NCBI's taxonomy places the organism in Eukaryota, Viridiplantae, Streptophyta, Magnoliopsida, Proteales, Nelumbonaceae. Gene Ontology annotation, cellular component: Golgi apparatus. Gene Ontology annotation, biological process: Golgi organization.